GUGCGUUUCAUGUUUUACGCGAUUUGUGCGUGAUAUUAAUUACUUCUACCCUUCUUGUGCAUAUCUUCAUCAUUAUCAGCGACGAUGCGCUUAACCCCAUUUCACCAUCUGGCCAUAGUCAUUCCCCCACUGUUUCUCACCGUUUAUCUCUUGGCCAAUUUCCCGCGGCCACCUACUUUACCCAUCAUCCAUACAUCCCUAGCACAUCUUCCGAGCUCAUCGCCAUCGUGGAAUGUAUAUCCAGAGGACUUGUAUAGUGGAGGUGCAUAUGCCAACUUACCUCUAGGACGGGUGCGAUAUUGGCUCAUAGGACCGGAGGACGGGCAGCGUAUUGUUUUGAUACAUGGACUUUCCAUCCCGGCCAUCGUCUGGAAAGACGUAGCGCCUGUACUCGCCUCACAAGGGUACCGUGUACUUCUCUAUGAUUUGUACGGUCGCGGUUACUCGGAUGCCCCCGAAGUAACUUAUGAUACCACCCUUCACACCACCCAACUCGCGCUCCUUAUGCAAUACGUUAAGUGGGACAAUGCAUUCAUUGUUGGAUUGUCGAUGGGAGGUGGCAUUGCGACUGCAUUUUCAGCACAAUUCCCUCAUCUGGUAAACGGGAAAGUCGCUCUUAUUGCCUCAGCAGGUAUCAUAGAGUCGAGCGAUAUCUCUCGUACGGCAAAAUUCAUGUCAACUCCCCUCGUGCAAACUGUAUCCGCCCUCCCACCUUUCCAACAUUACAUGCGUCUCCUUGCAAAUACCUCUAAAUCCUCGGAACCUUGUGAAACCAAUCCGAUACAAGAAAUUUUACGUCUCCAAACCGCUCAUCUCCCUCACUAUAACGCUGCUGUAGCAUCUUCUCUUCGCGACGGCCCUAUUCGCGGCCUACACUUUGCAUUCCAAUCGCUCGCACGCUCUGGCAAUCAAGUGUUGCUUAUUCAUGGCACAUCAGAUAAGACUGUCCCCUAUAAAUACGCUUCUAUGAUACAGAGUCUCGUACCGCAAGCCGACCUCGUCACCAUCAGCGAUGGUGGCCACGAUCUCACUGUAACUCACGCAUCCGAGGUGAACGCCCUGCUACUCCACUUUCUCGCCGACGAAUACUCGUACAAGCCUCUCGGAUAAAUUUCACUUUAUAUAAGGGAUGAAUCCUUUUCUUUGAUGAUAUUGUAUCUGCCUCCGUACACACAUGCUAUUCACCAUUCAUCGUCGAACGCUACUCCAUCGUAUCUCUUAUAUCAUUCUGGAUACCAUGCCUAUCUCACGUUGUCCUCGCCUCAUGUUGUCCUCGCUAUUCAUCUGCGUUACCUUUAGCUUUAGCUUUUUUCCUGUCUGCAUUACUCUAGAAACCUAUAACUUGUAAUAAACACAUUUUCUGGGA
This is a messenger RNA of Suillus discolor, 1366 nucleotides long. Its product is annotated as Alpha/Beta hydrolase protein. The transcript is spliced from 9 exons. Bases 85 to 1110 code for a protein of 341 amino acids. NCBI's taxonomy places the organism in Eukaryota, Fungi, Basidiomycota, Agaricomycetes, Boletales, Suillaceae. The record is from RefSeq and is a predicted model, not a curated record.